CUGUGAGCUAAUUCAACUUUGUUUACUUUUUUGAGUUCAUGAUGCUUUAUUCUCUUUAUUAUUGGUCCUAUUUUGCGUUGUUUCUUUAUUUGUUGUUGUAGUUUUUUUCCCCCAUCUUUUAUCAUUUUUUUUUUCUUUUUCAUGAUCUACUAUCUUUUGAAUUUCCAUUCCCUUGAGAGGUUGCCAUCCUGGUUUAUAAUACUGUAAUGUCUCUUUUCACUGGCAUGUAGAUUUUUCUAGCACCUAGUUAGAACCUUGAUGAUCUUGCAAAUCUUCUUUCCAUAACUGUCAAUAUUCAUGUGGGCUUUUCACGCGCUUCUAUCUUUAGUUGUAUUGAUGUUAGCUUAUGACAUGCUUCUUUUUUAUGGCAUGUGUUUCUAUAAUACAUUUUGAUGCUUAAGCUAUCAUACACUACUAUUGCUACCAGAGUUAUCGUCUUUUUUUUUUUUUUUAAGAUGCCUUUUAUUCAGAAUAUCCUCUAGAAUAAAUGAUGUCAUAACUAGAAAAGGAUUGUCCUUGGAUGGGAAUUUUAGAGCAUGCAAAAACAAUGUUAUCUAUUACCACUAAGUUCUGGAUUCAUUAAAUUUGGAGAAAGUUAAGAUUCUCUAUUCACUUAGAAACGCUUAAUGUAGUGUGGUUCCUGUGAUGCAUAUUUGGCCUACAACUGGGAAUCCUCAUAAAAAUGCCUCUUGCUAGAGGACGUACGCCAUGUUAAUUUUAUUUAGGUUCCUAUAUCCUCAGAGCAAACAGAUUGGGAGUUCAUGCUUGCUUAUAAGUUUGAAGUCAUAGGAUCAUUUUAUCUGAAUGAGGGAGAUCCCAGGAUUCAGGGUUGUCUCAAGUCCCUUCCAAGGCCACUAAGAAUACUAUGAAGAGCGGAUGCCCAUCUAUCAGAUGGAAUUGCGAAAGUGAUGUGGUGUUUGCUGCAUACAUACCCAUCAGCCUGUGAUAACGUGUGCUGAAUAUUACAAAUUUUCGGUUUCAUAAUUUUGCAUGCCUUAUCUGCAGGUCGUAUGAGGAACACCCUAUAUUAUCUGCUAAUGGCAAAAUGUAGGGAUGCCUUAAAUGACUCUUACCAUAAAAGAUCAGGCAAAGCAGGCCUUCUUCUCUGAAGUGGAAAAGUUCCAUCGCCACUCAUUGAAAAUGAGGAACCCAUUUCAGAAUCUUGUUACUGGAGUCCCAAUCAAUAGUUCAGAAUCAUGCAGACUUGGAAGGCCAGUAAGAGGAUAUUUACCUAACCCUGCAAACCAGUGCCAUCUUUCUUCUUCAAAUGUUUGUUCCACAUUCAAGCAAAGUAAAGUGGAUUCAGUGUUUAAGAGAAUGAUGAGCAAAUUAGGGAAGAAAGCUGACAGUUUUGCAGAAGGUGUUCGAGAGCAUGUUAGAUUGGGGGCUAAUAUCAGUGAAACUGUGAAAGGGAAGUUUAGUUUAGGAGCUAAAAUUCUCCAAGUUGGUGGAGUGGAGAAAAUUUUCAGGCUGUUGUUUAGAGUUGAAGAAGAAGAAGAGAAACUGCAAAAGGUUUCUCAAUGUUACCUGUCAACUACAGCAGGUCCCAUUGCAGGCCUCUUGUUUAUCUCCACUUACAAGGUCGCGUUCUGCAGUGAGAGAUCAAUCAAGUUCUCUUCUGCAAGUGGAAAAUCAGUCAGAAUCCAUUACAAGGUUUUGAUCCCACUUGCAAAGGUUAAAAGAGUUGACAGAAGUGAGAACGUGAAGAAACCAUCCCAAAAAUACAUGGAAAUAGCUACUGUGGAUGGGUUUGAUUUCUGGUUUAUGGGUUUCUUUAAUUAUCAGAAGACUUUGAAAUGUCUUCAGCAGGCACUGGCAGUCUCCCUGAACACUGAUGAUUAGUUUAAAACACUAAUAAACUUUCCUCAAUUGCAUCCUAUUCUGUCAGGAGGCACAACAUUAGUGUAUAAAAAUUUUGUCCAGAACUGUUAAUUUUUUCCA
Molecule: messenger RNA, 1941 nt
Organism: Manihot esculenta (cassava)
Lineage: Eukaryota; Viridiplantae; Streptophyta; Magnoliopsida; Malpighiales; Euphorbiaceae
Product: GEM-like protein 4
Exons: 6
Coding region: 1063-1842 (259 amino acids)
Source: RefSeq, a predicted model, not a curated record